AUGACUACUUUGCAGUAUCUUCCACCAGUCAAGCCCUCUGCCAUCGCGCUGGGCACCGUUUUCACUCACACCGCUUCUCUGGGCAUUCUCGCUCCAGUUUUUGGUGACGCAUACCACCGUGCUCAAGCUGCAAAUUCCAAAGAAGAGUUUGUCAGAUCCAAAGAGACUGCCAGUGCCGCCGCCGCCUGGGGAAGCUCCUUGGUUGGAAGUGCUUUGCAAACAUAUGGAGUGGCGGCUCUUAUUAAUGCCACUGGAACUCUGACCUAUAAAGGCGCAGCAUACCUGGGCACACUUAUUUUUUUCGCGAGCUCGGUUCCAAGUUUGUUUUCACAGAUUUUCACAGAGAAGAGGCCACUGGACAUGAUUGCUGUUGGUGCUGUUAGCCGGGUAUUUGAGACAGUAGGCCUCAGUCUCUUCCUCACGUGGUGGGGAACGCGCACAAAUCCUUUCGACUAA
Molecule: messenger RNA, 456 nt
Organism: Rasamsonia emersonii CBS 393.64
Lineage: Eukaryota; Fungi; Ascomycota; Eurotiomycetes; Eurotiales; Trichocomaceae
Exons: 3
Coding region: 1-456 (151 amino acids)
Source: RefSeq, a predicted model, not a curated record